CUACGAUUUGCUGGUUACUGACUAAUCCUCACUGUGUUCAGGGUUGAAUGGAACGUGGUGCAGGUUUAAGAGACUGGCACUAGAAGACCUCCAUGUCUGUGUGCCUUUAAGGACAACAUGUUUAUUGAUUGCGAAACGUGUUGCUGGGAAUUAACACUCCUUAAUCUUUAUAAAGUGACUCUCCGACCAGUGAAGAGGGAGAUAGGAAUUCUUGUCCAGAUCUAGCCUCGGCCGCAGAAGACAUUAGUAUGGAGUACCUGUUGGAGGUUUCUCUCCUGGUUGGUCUCGCCAUGAUGGUUGAUGCGGCUCCCUUUAUUCCAAACGACUUCACAGAUAAAAUCACAGAUGCCAUAAAUUACUACAACAUGGAAUCGGAAUCAAAAUCUCUAUUUAAACUUCUUGAGGAUAAAGAUAUAAACAAUCUGGUAGGUGUCAGGCUAAUUCUGAAGAAUAAAUAUAUGUUUAUAAUUUAUAAUUUCAUGUAUUGCUUAUAUUAUUAGCAUUAUUAUUAAUCCCAUACUCCGCAGCAAUGAACUGGUCAAAUAUCACAUCAACAUACUGUAGGGCAAUGCAUGAAAAGAGCUGCCUUGUAGCAUGUAAAAGGAAGAUAGGACAGAAGGAUUUGGGCUAAUCAGUGUAGAGGAAUGCCAAAUGCACUGUCUCUCGUAGCUUCUAUACUGUGCUAUACCAUGGCUAACCUUGUCACCAUAAAUUGUUUCUGGACUACGUUUUCCAUGAUGCUUAGCUAGCUUUUAGACUGUAAAAGCUAGCUGAGCAUCAUGGGAAAUGUGGUACAGAAACAAUUUAUGGUGUCAAAGUUAGCUAUCAGUGAUCUAUACAUACCAAUCUAUGUAUUACAGACCAGCACAUUCCAUAAAUUGGAAAAUGUGGUGAAUAUAGAAACUUGAAAUAAAAUCAUUAAAGGGACACUCCAGGCACCCACACCACUUCUGCCCAUUGGAGUGGUCUGGGUGCCAACUCCCACUACCCUUAACCCUGCAACUGUAAAUAUUGCAGUUUUCAUAAACUGCAAUAUUUACACUGCAGGGUUAAGUCCUCCUCGAGUGGCUGUCUACUAGACAUCCACCAGAGGGACUUCCGUGUUCAUAGGACACGAAAAGUGUUUUCAGCGACGCUGGACGUCCUCACGCUAUCUGAGGUCCUCCAGCAUCACCGAAAUCCCCAUAGGAAAGCAUUGAAAGCAUUAUUCAAUGCUUUCCUAUGGGGAGGUCUAAUGCACGUGCGCAGCCGAGGGACAUCAGCGCUGGACUCCGGUAAGUCAUUGAAGGGGUGGGCGGUGCAGGGAGAGGGGCACUACAGGGUCCUGCAGUGCCAGGAAAACGAAUAUGUUUUCCUGGCACUGGAGAAUCCCUAUAAAUCCCUGCUGCAUAGGUUUAUUAAAGCAAAAAUACAACUGGAGAAAAAUGGACAAAGUGGUGGGCUUAUGGAAGCAAAUAUGUUUAUUUAAAAGUACACUCCAGGCUCACACACGUUAGGUGCACUGUGUUGGUUAGCUUACAGUUAGUUAUAUUGGGUGGGUUUACAUUAUUAAAGGGACACUCCAGGCUCCCACACAUGUCAGGUGCACCGUGUAGGUUAGGUUACAGUUAUACUGGAUGGGUUUAUAUUAUUAAAGGGACACUCCAGGCUCCCACACACGUUAAGUGCACUGUGUAGGUUAGGUUACAGUUAGUUAUACUGGGUGGGUUUAUAUUAUUAAAGGGACACUCCAGGCUCCCACACACGUUAGAUGCACUGUGUAGGUUAGGUUACAGUUAGUUAUACUGGGUGGGUUUAUAUUAUUAAAGGGACAUUCCAGGCUCCCACACACGUUAGGUGCACUGUGUAGGUUAGGUUACAGUUAGUUAUACUGUGUAGGUUUAUAUAAUUAAAGGGACACCCCAGACUCCCACACGUUAGGUGCACUGUGUAGGUUUGGUUACAGUUGGUUAUACUGGGUGGGUUUAUAUUAAUAAAGGGACACUCCAGACUCCCACACCCGUUAGGUGCACGGUGUAGGUUAGGUUACAGUUAAUUAUACUGGGAGGGUUUAUAUUACUAAAGGGACACUCCAGGCUCCCACACACAUUAUGUGCACUGUGUAGAUUAGGUUACAGUUAGUUAUAUUAUUAAAGGGACACUCCAGGCUCCCACACAUGUUAGAUGCACUGUGUACGUUAGGUUACAGUUAGUUAUACCGGGUGGGUUUAUAUUAUUAAAGGGACACUCCAGGCUCCCACACACGUUAGAUGCACUGUGUAGGUUAGGUUACAGUUAGUUAUAUUGGUUAUGUUUAUAUUAUUAAUAAUACAUUCUUAUAUAAACUUGAAGAGUUUUGCAUCACCAUAAUUCAGUAAUAUGUAAUGACUCAUCAGGCAGUAUUGUGUUUUCAUCUGGCUAAUAUACUGUAAGACAUAUAAAGUUCUUAUUCUUAACAUACCGAGGGCAGGGCAAACCUUCAUGACAUUAUUAAAUGGUCUGUACACCUCGGAGGUGACACAUAGUUAAAUUAUUUACACAUUAUGUUGUGAAAACAGGGGCAUGUUGCCAUAGCACCAUGUAAACCAUAAAAAAGUAUUUAAUCUAUGUAGGUGUCUAUCUGUAAAAUCAAUUUAUACAACAAAUAAAAGAUUAAAUUAUAUUAUUUGUGGCUUCGUUUAAAUACAAAUUUGUACAAUAAAUCUAUUUGAAAAUGCCGCUACACAAUUUAAUUUUUAUUAUUUUUACUGCUAAUUAUAUAUAAUUUACACUCCUUUUGGCAAUGAGAUUAUAUUAAAUAUAUAAUACAUUCAUCGCAACGUAAGUUAUUAAACAGUCGAAACGUAAAUUAUUAACUAUCUCAUAUCGUGUUCUAAUAGAGCUUUUUAGGCGCAUUACGAAGACAUUUGUGAUUUAUAUGGAUACAUGUUUUCUUUUGAACAAUUUGCUUUUAAGGGUUGGAACUGUGUCUGGGAUCUUUGAAUUUUUUAGGAAAUCAGUCGUACAUUUUUAUGUCUUUCUGAGCACCAUAACAACUUUGAAUUAAUGCAAAGGUUAUGGCGCAGAGAGUAUCCAUGCUUUGACUUCUACACCCUGUUCCAAAUUAUUAUGCAAAUGAUAUUUUUCUCAUUUACCUAAAUAAUUGAUGUAAAUAACACUCAGCAUAAUUCUCAUGUUAUCAACUAUUAAGAGUACAAUUCAAAUUUUAUUGAACAAACCUCCGAAUGAUAACAGUAUUUUUUUUAAACAUAAACUUACAAUGCACUGUUCCAAAUUAUUACACACAGUAAGUUUCAAAACACUUUAUAGGUUGUAAAGAACUGAAAAUUGUCAUUUGUUGUGUUUGUGAUUUAUUUACUGAAAUCAAAAGCUAUUUCAAUCAGACUUAUAACAACAUUUUAACUUUUUAAACAUUUUAACAGGUCACGUUACAUUUUAACAUAGGAACCCUUAUUUGAUAGCAGCUUCACAAUUCUUGCAUCCAUUGAACUUGUGAGUUUUUGGACAGUUUCUGCUUGAAUUUGUUUGCAAUAUGUCAGAAUAGCCUCCCAGAGCUGCUGUUUGGUUGUAAACUGCCUCCCACCCUCAUAGAUCUUUUGCUUGAGGAUGCUCCAAAGGUUCUCAAUAGGAUUGAGGUCAGGGGAGGAUGGAGGCCACACCAUGACUUUCUCUCCAUUUAUCCCCAUAGCAACCAUUGAUGCAGAGGUAUUCUUUGCAGCAUGAGAUGGUGCAUUGUCAUGCAUGAAGAUGAUUUUAUUACGGAAAGCAUAGUUCUUCUGUACCAGGGAAGAAUGUGGUCAGUCAGAAACUCUCUUGCCAUGAUUCCGGCCCAAAACAUGACUCCACCACCGCCUUGCUGACGAAGCAGCCUUUGUUGGAACAGGGUGGCUGUCCACCAACCAUCCACUACUCCAUCCAUCUGGACCAUUCACGGCACUCAUCAGUGAACAGGACUGUUUGAAAAUUAGUCUUCAUGUAUUUUUCUGCCCAAUGCAGCCAUUUCUGCUUGUGAGCAUUGGUUAGUGGUGGCCAAAUAGAAGGUUUAUGCACAGUUGCAAGACUCUGGAAGACUCUACACCUUGAUGCCCGUGGGACUCCAGAGGCACCAGCAGCUUCAAAAAUCUGUUUGCUGCUAUGUAAUGGUAUUUUAGCAGCUGCUCUCUUGAUCCGAUGCAUGGAUCUGGCAGAAAUCUUCCUCAAUGUGCCUUUAUCUGCACGAACCCGUUUGCGCUCUGAAUCAGCCACAAAUCUCUUAAUAGGGCAAUGAUUAUGCUUAAGUUUUCGUGAAAUAUUUAUGGUUUUCAUACCUCAUCCAAGGCAUUGAACUAUUUCACUCUUUUCGGCAGCAGAGAGAUCCUUUUUCUUCCCCAUAUUGCAAGAAAAUGGUGCUCUGCUUAAUAAUGUGCAACACCCUCCUUUAGUAGUUUUUCCUUAAUUUGGGCUCACCUGGCAAUCUAAUUAUCACAGGUGUCUGAGAUUGUUAUCAGUGAUCAAAAGAGCCCUGAGACACAAUGCCAUCCAUGAGUUAAACUGAAAAGCAAAAUAUUUAAUCUUUGUGACACUUAAAUAGAAUUUGCUGAAUAAUUUGGAACAGGGUGUAUCUGUUUAUAAAGCACUUUUCCCGGUGAUGAUGCAAAUUUUGGCUGAAGGUAAACCCUUUCCGGACAGAGGUUAUUGGUAAAAUAUCAGAAUCCAUAGGACAGAAUAUGAGGCUUCUGACUUGCAAAGCCUGUUCUUAGUUGCGAAUUGUUAAGAUAUUUUUCUUUUAAUUUUUUUAUGUCUCUUAAUUUUUGUAUUAUUAUUAUUUAAUAUGGAUGCACUAUCUAAAUAAUGCUUUAAAAGAAGGGAUAUAUUUUGAUGACACAGCCUUCCUAAAAACUUCCAGUAUAAAUUGAUCUAAUGUUUACACUUACUUUAUUACAAAUUCUGUUUCAUUUUAAAUUUCUUAUCUACUGCUCUGUUAAUAGCUUGCUAGACCCUGCAGGAGCCUUCUGCCUGAACUUAUUGAAGGGGCACAUUUGAGACACAGCCAUUACAGUUUUUUUCAAACUUUUGAAUUUUUACGCUGUGUCUAGGUCCCAUUUUAGAGUAUUUUACCAGGCUAUAUAAUCCAACUACCCCAUAAUGGCAUACCAUUUCUUAAAGAAGACAUCCCAGGGUAUUUCAAAAGGCAUAUUUUGAAUCUUAGCGUGGGAUCAUUUUUCCACUGGUACCUGGUACUUGUACCAAGUGUAGUGGUAAUAAGCCUUUUUGACACACAAAGCUAGUUUGCACAGUAUAUUUUGCAAACCUUAUGUGUGCUACGACUGUAUAAUACUUCAUAUGUUGCUCAGCUAUGUCGGCUGAGUACAGCAAUACCCCCGUACGUACCUUUGCCAGGUAUAUGUGGAUGUUGAAGUUGCAGCCAUUCAGUUUUUUUCUAACUUUGAAGUUUUACGCUGUGUCCAUGUUCCAAUUUGGAGUAGUUUAGCUGGUUGGUUAUUCAAACUUCCCCACAAGCACAUACUAUUUAUUAAAGAAUACAACCCAGUGUAAUUCAAAAGGCAUAUUUUGAACCUUACCGUGGGAUAAUUUUUUUGCUAGUUUGUUCCAGGUGUAGUGGUAAUGCACAUUUUUUAAAUGUAUUUUUUAACUGUUUUAACUUUUUUUCACUUUUUAAAACUUGUUUUUAAACUGUUUUGUUUACUUACUAUUUUUUUAACUUAUACACGUUUAAAAUUUUUAUAAACUUUUUUUUACUGUUAACCCCUAACUAGCAGUAAGCAGCACUAAAAGUAAAUUCCCCUAUUUCCCAUAACACCCACCCACCGACCCACCCCAGCUAGCAAAAUAUAUCAUUUUAAAUUAUUUAAAUUAAAUAAUUGAAUAAGUUGAACCCCUUAGGGUGAAAAAAAUAAAUAAAAGUUAACCCUCAGGGGUUAAAAUAAAAAUAAGAUCACAGUAUAAUACUGUGAUCUGUAUUUUGAUCACUGUAGGCAAUAAUCAACUGGCAGGGAAGGGGUUAAUUUUUAUUAGGACUGGGUAAAGGAGACGUUUACUUUUUAAAACGUUAUGAAACUUUUGAAAGCUUUUUUUAAAAACUUUUUUAAAGUUAACCACUAGCUAGCCUAACACCAAAUUCCCCAAUUCCCCACUAACUUCCACCCACCCCAUCUAGCUAAAUAUAUAAUUUUUAAAUAUUUUAAUUAGUUAAUAAAAUAAAUUUAAACCCUGAGGGUUAAAAAAAAUAAUUUUACACUCAGGGGUUAAAAAAAAAAUCAGAUCACAGUAAAAUGUAGUCCUUGACAAUUGAUCACUGUAGUUAGUGAUCAUUGGCAGGGAAGGGGUUAAUUUUAUUAAAGCAGAUGAAAGAGGGGGUGGGAUUUAACUUGAAUUUCUUUUUUUAACAGGGCGAAGAGAAUCAUCACUGAUCCGUCUCCCUGCACUUCCACCUGUGGAAGAGCAGUGAGGCGGAUCAGAAGUCCCUGCAGCACAUGUGCUCCCGGUCUGUCUCGAAUACCACGCUCGCAGCGAUCUGGGGUUAAUUUUAGAGCAUGACGGACCCAGUCCAUCAUGCAUCGUUAAGUGCGCCCCCAGCAUGACGGACUGGGUCCAUCAUGCUUCCUUAAGGGGUUAACAUCUGACUGAAAGUGAAGCCAUUUUGUUUUCAUGCAUGCUGUCAGUCACAGCCAGGGGAGGUGUGGCUAGGGAUCUUUAAAGAGAAACAAAAGUGAUUUAACUCCUAAAUGGCAGAGGAUUGAGCAGUGAGGCUGCAGGGGCAUGUUCUAUACACCAAAACUGCUUCAUUAAGCUAAAGUUGUUUUAGUGACUAUCGUGCCCCUUUAACCUUUCUAUACAUAACAAUAUAUACUGCCAUUUUCAUGUAUUUAUUUGGUAAUUAUUUUUUCUUCUGUGUGAUCAUGUCUACAAGUAAGUUGAAUAUUAGACUUAUUGUUCACAAACAAACUACUUCAAGGUUUUUUCAUAAAUAUAACAUUUCAGAUCAGAACAGCAGAACAGAGGAUACAGCUGACUAGGGGAAAUCUUUCGAUUUCACUUUUACUUCGUGACAUUUUGCAAUUAUGUGAUUACCUUUUAUAUGUUUUUAUUUUCCUUUAACAAACAGGUUCUGCUUACAUUGUGUAAUCUUACAUUACAUUUUCCGGGAAUCGAAGCAGUAAUAAGUGAAUACUCCCUGGAAUUAACAGCUCAGCUAAAUUAUUCUUUUCAACACAAUAAAUGAUUUUCAUAAUGUAUUAUUUGCGCAAUCAUUGUAUCUUGAUAUGUGUAAUUAUAACUGGGAAUUUUGGAGGUACAUUUCAAUGAGGGUUACUUAAUAGAAGAGGAACGCUGCGUUACAAGAAUGUACGACAGUAGAACAGGUUGCUUUGCUGUUAAAUACGUGGAAUAUAAUUGCCAUUUCUCAUUUAAAGCUGUUAUGUUGAUAUAUUUUGGAUUAUAACUAUUAAACGUAACUUUUUAUGGUUGAAAAAAACUAAAUACCAUCAUAAAGUAUUUACAUUUUAAUUGAAUAUAUUUUAUUUAUCUGUAGAAAUUACAUUAUUGGCUUUUUAUGUCUACAAGUGAGGAGAGAAUAAUGUAAAUAAUGUUCCUUACAAAACAUCUCUUUAACCUCUUCACAGCCAAAAAUAUGUAUUCAUGUAUUUUACUUUAUAUGCUUUGCAAAGUGAUAUGUAGUCCAUAAAGCCCCCUUACAUCAUCUUCCUCUAUCUAGCAGAAAUAAAAUGUAUAAAAAAAGUUACAAAUCUUUACACAGAUAAGAAAUAAAUAAUAUAUUAUUCACCCUUAAAUAAAAAUGGAUAGACAUUUUCUUUAAAGGAAUACUAGGGUCAGAACCACAAAUGUAUAUCCCGGAUCCCAUUGUGUUAAAACCUAUAAAAAGCUACCCCCCACCCCCCUUAAAAAGGUAAUAAACUUACUUUUGUUCCUUUAUUGCGGCCUUCUUGGCUGAGAUCAUCAGAAUUUCAGAAUUGACGGAUUGGGAUUGCCUUAGACUGUCGAUUCCGAUGAUCUCAGCCAUGGCGGCAGUGCAGUGGCCAAUGCCGCGUUGCCAUAAUUUAACAUCUCCUCAUAAAGAUGUAUUGAAUUAAUGCACUUCCAUGAGGAAUGUUCAGCAUCUCCAGUGUGGAGACACUAAACAUCAGUGCUGCACAUUGUGCAGUACUGACCCAGGAAGCACCUCUAGCGGCUGUCUGUCUAACUACCACUGGAGGUGACCCUAGGCAGCACCAAGUAAAAGCCUGCAAGGACUGACUAUAUUCACUAGAACUACAUUAAGCUGUAUAUCAUGCAUUAAGCUGUAUACUAUACAUUAAGCUGUGUACGAUACAUUAAGCUGUAUACUAUACGAUACAUUAAGCUGUAUACUAUACUAUACAUUAAGCUGUAUACUAUACGAUACAUUAAGCUGUAUACUAUACUAUACUAUACAUUAAGCUGUAUACUAUACUAUACAUUAAGCUGUAUACUAUACUAUACAUUAAGCUGUAUACUAUACCAUACAUUAAGCUGUAUACUAUACUAUACUAUACAUUAAGCUGUAUACUAUACAUUAAGCUGUAUACUAUACAUUAAACAGGUGUUUACGAUACAUUAAGCUGCAUACUAUACGAUACAUUAAGCUGUAUAUUAUACAUUAAGCUGUAUAUCAUGCAUUAAGCUGUAUACUAUACAUUAAGCUGUAUAUCAUGCAUUAAGCUGUGUACGAUACAUUAAGCUGUAUACUAUACUAUACAUUAAGCUGUAUACUAUACCAUACAUUAAGCUGUAUACUAUACUAUACGAUACAUUAAGCUGUAUACUAUACUAUACAUUAAGCUGUAUACUAUACCAUACAUUAAGCUGUAUACUAUACUAUACUAUACAUUAAGCUGUAUACUAUACAUUAAACAGGUGUUUACGAUACAUUAAGCUGCAUACUAUACGAUACAUUAAGCUGUAUAUUAUACAUUAAGCUGUAUGCCAUACAUUAAGCUGUAUACUAGACUAUACAUUAAGCUGUAUAUUAUACAUUAAGCUGUGUACGAUACAUUAAGCUGUAUACUAUACAUUAAGCUGUAUACCAUACAUUAAGCUGUAUACUAUACUAUACAUUAAGCUGUGUACUAUACAUUAAGCUGUAUAUUAUACAUUAAGCUGUGUACGAUACAUUAAGCUGUAUACUAUACAUUAAGCUGCAUACUAUACAUUAACCUGUAUACUAUACAUUAAGCUGUGUACGAUACAUUAAGCUGUGUAUGAUACAUUAAGCUGUAUACUAUACCAUACAUUAAGCUGUAUACUAUACUAUACUAUACAUUAAGCUGUAUACCAUACAUUAAGCUGUAUACUAUACUAUACAUUAAGCUGUAUACUAUACAUUAAGCUGUGUACGAUACAUUAAGCUGUGUACUAUACAUUAAGCUGCAUACUAUACAUUAAGCUGCAUACUAUACAUUAAGCUGUAUACCAUACAUUAAGCUGUGUACGAUACAUUAAGCUGCAUACUAUACAUUAAGCUGUAUACCAUACAUUAAGCUGCAUACUAUACUAUACAUUAAGCUGUGUACUAUACAUUAAGCUGCAUACUAUACAUUAAGCUGCAUACUAUACAUUAAGCUGUAUACCAUACAUUAAGCUGUAUACCAUACAUUAAGCUGUGUACGAUACAUUAAGCUGUAUACCAUACAUUAAGCUGUAUACUAUACAUUAAGCUGAGUACGAUACAUUAAGCUGUGUACUAUACAUUAAGCUGUAAUUUUUCUGGUGACUAUAGUAUCCCUUUAAUGUAAAUCUGGAGCAAGAGUUUUUUAGUAUUUAUUUUAAAAUAAUAAAGUUAAUUAUAGAAAAAAAGUAGUUUAAGUAAUAUUAUGCAUCAUGCCCAAUAAGUCAAUUCAGAUAUGACUCAUGACAUUUAUCUUUCAGAAUCAUUCAAAGAAAAUUGAAACAAUCAUUAUUGUAAUCCAAGAGACUGUAUGUUUGAAGUCACAGUAUCUGAGCCGUGAAAGCUGUCCUUUUAAAAACGGCGGAGUGAGUAUUUAGCAUUGUUUAUAUUUUAUAAGAAAGAUACAUUGCAUUCUGUGCAAGGCAAGUGUUAUUAUGUCAUUUUAUGGAUUCUUAGUCUGUGCACUCAGUGACCAGGAAUGACCCCAAGAGAUUCACUUAGAUUAAAUAAAUGAAUCCUUCCAUCAAAGCUACUAAAUGAAUUCACAGACACAGAACACCAGUCACCCGACCAGCUAAAGAGAAAGAAUAGGCAUGCUCCCAGCAUACUGCACUAGGCGUAACAUAAGUUUAAAUCUAUCACUGUUAUCUAGAUGUUUCUACAUUUUGAUGAAAAUUUUGUUCUAGGAAUUUUCUUUUGUUUUUGAUUCUUUGAUAAUUUGCAUUUAAAAUUUAAAAUACAACAUUUUCAGUUAUUUUAUGUCCAGGAUUGAAAAGCCGUUUCGUGACAUAAUCUAUGUCUAAUUUCUUCUGUUCUGUAGGAAGUAAGGGAAUGCAUUGUAUCUAUUGAUAAGAGUGAUCUUAGUGUGGCCUCCAAUGUACGUUGUGAGACUAUGUCUGAUUCAGUGGGCAACGGACCUGAUAAGGUAUGUUUACAUAAAGCAGCAUUUAUAAUAAUUAGAAGAAUUCUUCAUAUACCACGUUGCUAAAAAUGAUCCAUGAUGAGGUUAGACAACCUUUGGCACUCCAGAUGUUGUGGACUACAUCUUCCAUAAUGCUUUACCAUAAAUAUGGCUAUAAUGAUGUGAGAUGUAGUCCAAAAUAGGGAUCGACCGAUAUUGAUUUUUUUUGAGCGAUACCGAUAAUCAGUGAACUUUCAGGCUGUUAGCCGAUAACUUGCCGAUAUUCUAUACAUUUACCAUUUUGAAAAAAUAAACUAAUUCUAAAGGUAAAUGCACAAAAUAUACAUGCCACAUGUAGUGGAUGAAGUGUGUUUAGACAAGGGAGCUGUGUGUGUUUGUGUAGUGUGUGUGUAGUGGAUGCAGUGAGUGUUUGUGUAGUGUGUGUGUAGUGGAUGCAGUGAGUGUUUGUGUAGAGUGUAGUGUGAAUGCAGAGUGUGUGUUUGCGUAGUGUGUAUAAUGAAUGCAGUGUGGGGUGUGGGUAAAGUGAAUGCAUUGUGUGUGUAUAUAAUGCAGUGUGUGUGUAGUGUAUAUAUAAUGCAGUGUGUAGUGUGUAUAUAAUGAGUGUGUGUGUUUGUGUGUUGUGUGUUUAUAUAAUGCAGUUUGUGUGUUUGUGUAGAUUGUGUAUAUAAUGCAGUGUGUGUUUGUGUAGUGUGUGUGUGUAUAUAAUGCAGUUUGUGUGUUUGUGUAGAUUGUGUAUAUAAUGCAGUGUGUGUUUGUGUAGUGUGUGUAUAUAAUGCAGUGUGUGUAGUGUGUGUAUGUAUAUAAUGCAGUUUGUGUGUUUGUGUAGUGUGUGUAUUUAAUGCAGAGUGUGUGUUUGUGUGUUGUGUGUAUAAUGCAGUGUGUGUUUGUGUGUUGUGUGUAUAAUGCAGUGUGUGUGUUUGUGUAGUGUGUGUGUAUAAUGCAGUGUGUGUGUUUGUGUGUUGUGUGUGUAUAAUGCAGUGUGUGUGUUUGUGUAGUGUGUGUAUAUAAUGCAAUGUGUGUAGUGUGUGUGUAUAUAAUGCAGUGUGUGUUUGUGUAGUGUGUGUGUAUAUAAUGCAGAGUGUGUGUUAGUGUAGUGUGUGUGUAUAUAAUGCAGUGUGUGUGUUUGUGUAGUGUGUGUGUAUAAUGCAGUGUGUGUGUUUGUGUGUUGUGUGUGUAUAAUGCAGUGUGGGUGUUUGUGUAGUGUGUGUAUAUAAUGCAAUGUGUGUUUGUGUAGUGUGUGUGUAUAUAAUGCAGAGUGUGUGUUAGUGUAGUGUGUGUGUAUAUAAUGCAGAGUGUGUGUUUGUGUAGUGUGUGUGUAUAUAAUGCAGUGUGUGUGUUUGUGUAGUGUGUGUGUAUAUAAUGCAGAGUGUGUGUUAGUGUAGUGUGUGUGUAUAUAAUGCAGAGUGUGUGUUUGUGUAGUGUGUGUGUAUAUAAUGCAGUGUGUGUUUGUGUAGUGUGUGUGUAUAUAAUGCAGAGUGUGUGUUAGUGUAUUGUGUGUGUAUAUAAAGCAGAGUGUGUGUUUGUGUAGUGUGUGUGUAUAUAAUGCAGAGUGUGUGUUAGUGUAGUGUGUGUGUAUAUAAUGCAGAGUGUGUGUUUGUGUAGUGUGUGUGUAUAUAAUGCAGAGUGUGUGUUAGUGUAGUGUGUGUGUAUAUAAUGCAGUGUGUGUUUGUGUGUUGUGUGUGUAUAAUGCAGUGUGUGUGUGUGUUUGUGUAGUGAUGUAAUUUGUGUAAAAUGGGAGGGCAUUUUUUAUUCUAGUUAUUUUUUUGAAAUUUGUUUUUGUUUGUUUAGUCCCCCCUCCCUGCGUCUUACCAGGGAGGGGGGAUAUAGUAUUCCCUGAUGGUCCGGUGGCUUGUUAAGUACUGGGGGGGGGGCCGCAGGAAGCUGUUUCUUACCUUUCUUGCAGCUCCUGCAACUCCCCUGUGUAAAUCUCGUGGCCUUAAGUGCCGCAAGGAGCGUUGCCAUGGUAACCCACAAGAUUUGCACUGGGGAGCUGGAGGGGCUGCAAGAAAGGUAAGAAACAGCUUCCUGAGGGCCCCCCCAGGACCGCCAGGCUUGUAAUGAGCCCGGCGGUCCUAGGAGGUAUUAUCGGCAAUAUCGGUAUCUAUAUUGGCCAAUACCGAUAUUGCCGAUAAUACCGAAUAUCGGCCGAUAAUGUCAGUAAAACCGAUAAUCAGUCGAUCCCUAGUCCAAAACAUCUGCAGUCCUGAAGGUUGCCUACCCUAAUCUACGAGAAGCAUUGAUUGAACUUCAUUGUCCUCAUGCAAUGCAUGAGUACGGCAACAAUCAAGAACCAAACGACAGUGUUUUACAUUGUGGGAGCAAAAUGCCAGAGGCACUGCACACAGAACACUUCAUUGAGAUGGAGUGGUUUUGGUGUCUAUUGUGUCCCUUUAAAUACGUUGAAGGCUCUGUCAGCUUUUUAAAUUGAAUUCUGAAGGGUAAUUUCAUCACAUUAGAGAAUUUGCUAAUCACAAAGUAAAAGGAAUCAUUUUGCAACAUUAAUGUCACAGUAUUGUUUUAGUUUCAGUUGUGCAAGAUCUGUGAUUUAUACGCUGCAAACAUCUUUUACAUAAAUGUUGCUGUUUGCGUUAGGGCCAGACAGUAUAAUUCUUUGUAUUCUAUAUAUUUACUUUCAGGUCCUGUUGAUCUGUUUCAAAAUCCAUAGAAAGGAUGAGGCUUUAAAAAACUCAUGUCAUUAUUAGUAGUGGCCUGGCUGCCCUGGUGUACAAGUCAAGUUACAUCUUCCUAAAUGCACCAGAACCGCUACAGCCCAAUGCAAGCCUGGCCCUGCAUAAUCAGCACUGUAAACACUGCCUUUUCUGAGAAAUGACAGCAUUUACACUGCUGCCUAAUGCCAACUCUAGUAGCUGCCACUGUGGCAAUCACUUUUGCAUAGCUUGCAUAGCUCGCAUAGCUAGCAUAUAAACAUAGUUACAUAGUUACAUAGUUACAUAGCUGAAAAGAGACUGCAUCCAUCAAGUUCAGCCUUCCUCACAAAUGUUGUUGCUGUUGAUCCAAAAGAAGGCAAAAAACCUGGUCUGAAGCGCUUCCAAUUUUGCCACAAACUAGGAAAAAAUUCCUUCUUGACCCCAAAAUAGCAGUCAGAUGUCUCCUUGGAUCAAGCAGCUAUUACCCCACUAAUUAGAAAUGAUAUCCCUGUAUGUUAUGUUUUUGUAAGUAUUUAUCCAAUUUCAGUUUAAACAUCUGUAUAGACUCUGAUAAAACCACCUCUUCAGACAGAGAAUUCCAUAUCCGUAUUGUUCUUACUGUAAAAAAAACCUUUUCUUUGCCUUAGAUGAAAUCUCCUUUCUUCCACAUAUCAUAACACAGCAAUAUUGUGAAUAGAACACUUUGCAGACAAACUUAAACAUUUAAAUUAUUAAGUUACACAAUUUGUAUUUUCACUUAUUUGUUCAUCCUUUAUAAAAACAGUAUUUGUGAACUUAAAAGUGUCAUUAUACAGUGUCCUUUACCUUGUAAUAUUUCACAGAGGGUCUGAAAUGUUAGUAGACGAGUAAAAAUGCAAUUUAUUCUCACAUACAGAAGGUGUGACAAAAAUAUAUAAGUAAAAAUGGUUAAAUAACUUGCUUAUAUGUAUUUGUAACACCCCUGAAGGCAUAACAAGCAGUACAGCUUACUAAAAAUGACAUUAUGUAAAAAGAACGUUUGUAUUUGAGCAUAUUGACCACAUACAGUAAAUAUAGUUUAAUUAUAUACUUCUAAAAUAUAAGAGUUUAAAACUGCUAUAGAAAUUAUUAUCAAUCUGAAAUGCUAAUGUAAUGCUGACAGUGAAAUAGAGACCAUUCACUCACCCACUCUCCCUGUAGGAAUAAUAUGAUCCAUUCAAACUUCCUGUAAUGUUUUGAAGCAGGCGGUGAGCUUACAUUUUCAGCAAAUUUACAGGCAUUAUAUCAAUGACUUGUGGCUUAUGACAGAGAAAUGUGUUUCUCUACAGGCUGGCAAUCAUAACUAGAGUAUAUAUGUGAGUGAGUAAGGCUUUAUGAACACUGAAACAUACAUACGAAAUAAGAAAAAAGGUAUACUCAAUGUGGGUAUUGGAAGGGCUAACGCACACAGGAAAAGCCUGAUAAUCUAAAUAGGUACCUUAACACCAUAGCAUUAGGAAUACAGGUUUGGAUAUUUAACACAACAGUGUUCCUGGAGGACAGCAACCGAGUGACAGGGUGGGAAAGUAGAACAGGAAGGUGAGAGUGGGUUGUGUUCCGUUAAUGAAGAGCAUGAGACAGGUUUGUGAAAUAGAAGUAACUCUGGGAGGCCAUAAGAGUUUCUGAAAAGAUGGACUUUGAGGGACAUCAUACAUGAUUGAAGACUAUGGGAGAGUCUGAUGGGACUAGGUAGGCUUUUCCAAAGGAAAGGAAGUCCUGCAGGCAGGUGAAGGUCACCGGCAGAAUGGAGAGACAUAGAAGGUGCAUACCUACGAAUUAGUGAAGAAAUGUAAUGGGGUAUAGAGUUGGUUAGAGCUUUAUAGGUAAGGCUUAGUAUUUUGAAUUAACUCCUACAGGGUACAGGAAGCCAGUCUAAGGAUUGAUAGAGGGGCGAUGGAUGAGAGGAGUGAAAGAUCAGCCUAGCAGAAGCAUUGAUACCUGACUAUAGUGAGGCAGUAUGGCUUCUGGGGAGACAAAUUAGGAGAUAAUUACAGAAGUUACUAGAGCUUGAACAAACAUUUUAGAAUUUAACGUAAGAAAGUGGCGGUUGCGGACAAUAUUUUUAAGGUGGAAUUAGCAGGAUUUUGCAACAGACUGGAUAUGAGGUCAGAAUCAAAGAUAACACCAAGACAGUGGGCUUGCAAGGAUGGGCUGAUGCAGGUACCAUCAACUUGCAGGGAGAGCAAAAGACAAGGUUUAAGAGGAGGACCGAGACAGGACGUGGGGAGGAGGUAUCAUUAGAAAAUGAGACAUUGAAUGAGCAUUGGGAGAGAUAGGACUAGAACCAUGAGAGGACAGGGCCACAGACACCAAGUUACAACUGUAUUGAUUUCCAAAGGUUAAUAUUAUGGUAAAAAAACUUUAGAAAUAUUAAUGCAAUGUAUCUCAAUAAUGCUACAGAGUUUUCUUAUAAUAGAUUGGGGACCUUCUCUUUUCCAGGUUGAAAGUCGGUUCAAUGUAACACAGCUGAGCAAGCAGAACAGGAUACUUCCACUAAAAGUACCAAAAAAGAUAGCAUGUCUUGGCUGUAUAAUAUCCCUACUCCCUGGAUCCCAGCAACACUGAUUUAAUAUCACGCAGCCUCCAUGCAAUAAGUAAUGGGUUGAUUUAACUGAUUGAUUUUAUUUACAGUUGCAGACAAAUUUGUACCAAUAAAAAAAAGUGACUAUUUCCAAAAUAAAAUAAAAUACAUAAAUAGAUAAAUGCAUUGGAAAUACAUGUUUUAUAAAUAAAUAAACAAUAUAAUUCAUACGUAUGAAGUCAGAAGAUGAUUUUUCUCACGCUUCUACAAGAUUACUUCAACAUAGUGAUAUUAAUUGGGCCAACAUCAAAGGACUAUAGGUCACUGAGAUAAGUUAUGUUUGACGAUCGAGAAGAUAUAAAUAUCGCCCUUCACCAGACUACUAGCAAAUCAUCUCUUAACAACACAUUCUGCUCUCCUGUGUGGCAGUGCUGGGGUGAGGAUGGGCUGUCACCGUACUCUAAUGAGUGAUGGGGCAACCUGCAAUAACAUUUGAAUACUCCCCACAAACAGGUCUGUCUAUAAUAUCAAUAGGACCCUGGGAAAAGCAAUUUCUUGGGCCCCCUGGUCCCUGUCCUUCCCACAAAUGCAAUCAUGCAUUUCACCCCAAUGCAGUGAGGGAAAUAAAGUAAAAUGGUGUAAGACAUACUUACACAGACAUAUACACUGACAGACAUACAAACUCAUACACACACAAACAAACAUACUGACACACAUAUUUUCACUGACAGACAUACUGACUCAUACACACACACAAACAAACAUACUGACACACAUAUAUGCACUGACAGACAUAUGGAUACACACAGACACAUACCCUGACAGACAUGCUGACACACACACAUAUACUGACAGACAUACUGACACACACACACUGUCAGACAUGCCGACACACAGACACAUCCCCUGAUAGACAUACUGACACACACAGACACAUAACUGACAGACAUACUGACAAACACACAGACAUACAUUAACAGACAUACUGACACACACAUACACUAACAGGCAUACUGACAAAGACACAUAAUUGACAAGACAUAAUGACACUCACACACACACUGACAGACAAACUGGCCCACAUUCACACACACGCUUAAUUUACACUUUUAAACCCACCUCUCAUUUCCAUCCUUGAAGGGUGUCCAAAGUGGUGUCUAUGGCUGUUGGGAGUUAGGGAUUGGCUCUCCCGGUCCAGCCCCCUCCUCGCUGCCUCUUUGGUCUCUCCCAGGUGACUCUGUGUUUUCACUGGGAAGAAGUGGCGUGUGGCUGUCACUUCUUUCCAGGCUGCCAAAAAGCAAGAGGCCCGGUCGUUCUCUUAAAAGGCCACAGCACAUGACUGCGCACCUGCUUACAAAUGCCCACUGGGUGCCCCAUAGUGCAUGGGGGAAAAAAUUAGUAGUUGAGGGCAGUGGAGCCCUUGGGACAGUUGCUUUGGGCCUUGUAGCAAACUCACCCCUUCAAGGGAGGUUGCCAUGAGUUUUUGGAGGGGGCUGCUUGCCCGCCUCCUGCCCUGUGACUACGGCCCUCGGGAUAUUGCCCUUUAAAGACAUCAUUUGGGCAUAAUGGAUUUUUUUAUUUUGCUGCUACUGGCCCUUUAAGCACAGCAUAUGGACUUCUAUUGGACUGUGUAUGGACCUUUAAGAACUGUGUAUGGGCAUAUUGAGACUUUUUGGGACAAUGCCCCUUUAAGACUGUGUCCCCAGUGUCCCCAUACUUGUUGGGGACAAUGCCCCUUUAAGACGGUGUCCGCAGUGUCCCCAGACUGUUAAUAUACUGCGUUCCUGGCUUUCUCCCACUUGAUUCAGUAAAUUGGGCUUACUGAACCAUGUACCACACAGGCGGACAUCCCAGAAAUGGAAGCGUGCAGGCAAUUUACCUCCCAAGUGGGGAGCCUGCUGUAGGUAAAUUGCUGACCGCUGGGGGGCCGCCGUUCGUACAAACGGCCAUCUUUAUUCUACCAAACGCGGUCAGUGGUGUGUGUAGCCAAAUUCAUGGAACUGAAAUUGGCUACACAGUUCCACGAACACCGUUGACCCUUACCAUCUCCUACACUGAGUUUUCAGCCCCAGAGACUAAGUCCCGUUCGGUUCAUUUUUACAGUGUGAAAUCGACCGACGGCACAGCCCAAAUCUAUGGAACUGAUUUGGGCAUGAAAAUGUGCUUGUGGUCAGUCACAAAGGACUUCCAGCUAACUUUUUAACCCCUGGAAGAAAUCACCUGAAUUUUGGAUAUGUGUGUAAUUAAAGUGAGCUGAGUAUUAAUAUGUUGUUUUUAUGAAUAUUGAAUGUAUAGUUUUAAGGUUAUAGUACAUGUGUAAAAACUGUAUUUCUCUGCCUGUGAUAAUUACAUUAACCCAUUGUGUUCAGUAAUUAUAGCACAGGCAGAGGGGACGAUUUUGUGUGUAAUUGCUGGGAGUGCCUGAGUGUAUUGUACGUAUUGAUUGUUGUCCUGCAAAACCCUGUGGGCAGUACUAUGUUUGUAGAAUGUGCAUAAAAGCAGAGUGUUGGAUUAAAGCUCCAGUUCUACUUCACCCUCAAUUUGGAGUCCUGUCUCUUAUUGGGGGAAUGUGAUACUAGGGAUUGCUAUGCUCACCAUACUCUCUUGCUAUAAUCACUACUAACCUCUUUUAAGAGCUUGUUCCUGUUUUGCUCUUUGAAGGAGUCUAUGGUGGUUAUGGUGUCUGCUGGAGUGCUUGGAGCCCUCAGGAAGUGCUAGGAGCAUCCUUCAACGGAGGUACCCAGUCAGUGUACCCGUCGAUCCGUUACAGGCCCCCCAGAGUAACAGGGCCAGAGGCUGCCCCAUUCACCCCGUAUUAAAGACUGCCUUGCCCACAAACACUUGGGAAGCAACCAUUCUGAGGGAAAAAGUAGCCAAGUGGAGAAACUAAAACAAAUAUGUAUCUCAAUAUGUUGGUGUGAGUGUGUGUGUCUAGCAAUUUAUAUCAAUUUGUUUGUAAGGGUGUCUGUCUGGCAGUGUGCACAUGAUUCUAUAACUGAUAGCAAGCAUCCAUUCCUGAAUGUGAAUUCCCAUCUGAAAGAAUUUGUGUUUGCGUGUGUGUCUGGCAGUGUGUAUUUGUGUGUGGUCGUGUUAGUGUGUGAGAAUUGAGAAUGUGUAUCUGAGUGUAUGUCUGGCAGUAAGUAUCCAUGUGUGAGUGUAUAUUCCUAUCAGUAAAUAUUGGUGUGUGUCUGGCAGUGUAUUUCUGUACGUGAGAAUGCAUGUCUGAAUGCAUAUGAAAGUGUAAGUGUGUGUGUGUGUGUAUGCGUGUCUGGCAGGUAGUAUUUCUGUGUAGCUGUGGACAGGUGUGAUUGUGUCUGGGAGAAUUAGGCAGGUGGGCCUCAGUCCUCAAUAGCUUUGAUUCCACUUGAGACUCUCAAUCCAGCGUUACGUCCAAACUGCUGGAAGGUGGAGUUUCCACUCACGUUACAUGACAGAAAGAGGCUCUGACCUAAAAGCCAUGCUCUGCUGUACAAGGCCGCACAAUUGGUCUUGGCAUUGAUGAUAGUUUGGAGACUUGGCUUAUAUAGUGCAGUGUUGUAGGUCAGCUAAUUUGUUGCAAAAGUUCAUGAACCGUGUAAUUUUUUUGUGAGACAAUGAAAUAUUACGAAGAAGAACCCCUCAUCCACAUAUGAGUCCAUGGAUGUUCAUUGAUGUGAGACUGUCUGAAAAGCUAUACAUCGACUUUAUUCAGAAAACAGCAGAGUUCCGUGACCUCACCCGUGGCCUGAGAGCGGAAUGUAGAUUUAGGCCAAAAAUGUAUAGUUGUAGAAAAUCUUAAAUUCAGCAGAGACUGGUUGUUUCAUCCAGUUAGGAGUUAGAUUGUUUGUUAGUGUGUUUGUCGUUUUAAAUCGGCAAAGCCCACUGUUUAAUGAAUAAAGUUGAUGAUCUUGUAAGAGAAUAAUCUCACUAGACUGAGACCCAGAAUCUGGCUAACCAGGAAUGUAGACUGUGUUAAUCUAUAAUAUACGGACACGUGAGAAGAAACUCGUAUUUAGAAAUACUAAAUACAAUUAUUUAUGUUGUUUUUCUUUCUGCUUGAAAUCUCAGAUAUGAGAUGAUUGAAUUUUAGGUUAUAGUUCAGGUUUUAGGCUGAACGUGUGUUCAGGGAGAAUGAAUUUGGAAUUACAGUUUUUAAGAAGAGUUGCGGAAUUUCCAAAGUUGCAACAACCACUUUCUUAAGAAUUGUUCCAGGAAGUGUACUUAAGAAUAGUUGUUUUGUUUAAUACUGUUACAUUCUUCGUAUAUCAAUGUGCAAUUCUCCAGAUCUGAUCUGGGAAGAGAUUUUACUUUUCUUUAAAAACCACCAUCAUUUUUGGGAGUUAGCAGCCAUUUACAUCAGUAAUACCGCAGCUCAUUGUGUUGGUUAUGGUGCUGCAUUCUAGAGGCGCAUUGUCCGUAUUUUUAAGUAGUUUGAUAAUAAAUAGUGUUUAAAGAAACUCUCCAAGCACUACAGUGGAUAUGUUGGCCGAAGUACUUUGACACUCCUCCAUUGGAAAUAGUUUGACUUCUUACAUAGAGUCCCUGCCUCCAAUACUUCACCAAGACACCCAGAAGCUUCUGCUUGGGAGCUUGCAUUGUCUCUCCUAAACCCUGCAUCGCCAGGCUUAGCUCGGACAGAAUGCUUUCAGCCCUCUGACUGAUGUUGUGAAGGCCAGGAGCAGCGACCGGAGUACUGUGAGUAAAAAUCAUAACAAAACUACUGGCAAUGGAGGGUGCAAGGACAGCAAUUGUAAUCUCCACUUCAAAGUGCUGUUGAGAGGACUCUUAUAUCACCCCUCUUUUAGAGAUAUUUUUGACAAUAUCGAAGGUAUCUGACAUCAGAAGCAGUUACUGGUUAGAUGAGUUAGGUGGUUGCCAGGGGCCUCUUGCCCCCUAAUUCGCUUGAGGACAGGAUAAUUAAUCUGACUCUCAUUCCAUGAUUGAGGGACCGACACUGGAAAGGAGCAUAGUGGCAUAGUGUUGCCUGGUGCUGAGCCCCUUCUUGUAGUCUGCCCAGGGGAGAAAGAGCCCAGCGACUUUGGUCUGCAGCUCUGCUGGGAGCAGAGUUGCAGAUCAUAAGUAUUCUUUAAUGAGCACCAGACAACCAGAACGUUGCUGUGGGUUACCACUUUACCUCUCUGACACUACAAGUUCGCAAGACAGCUACCUCAUGGACUGCAACUCUGCGUCUGGCAAGCCAGACCACCAGGGAGAACAUUGGACCACCAGGGAGAAUACAGAAAAACCCUGCCUGACAGUGCACCUCUCACACACACUGGCUCCCCCUCCACACACUGUCACCCCUAUACACUGUCACCCCUCCACACAUUGUCACCCCCACACACUGUCAGCCCAUACACACUGUUACCCCCUACACAUUUUCACCCACUUACAUGCUGUCACCCCCACACACUGUCACUCCCCACACACUGCCACCCCCUACACACUGUCACUCUACCUAAACACUGUCACCAUAGGCGUGCGCACGGGGUGUGCCAGGUGUGCCUAGGCACACCCUAAUUCCUGCGGCACGCACUAUGUGCCUCCUUCCGUGGGCAGGUGAGGGAGAUCAAAGAUCUCCCUCACUGACCCACAGGCAGGGAGGGAGGCAGGAGAGGACCCGGCGAGCUCUUGCCAGCACACUGUCACCCCCUACACACUGUCACUCCCCACACACUGUCACUUAACCUACACAUUCUGACCCCUCAACACAUUGUCACCACCACCACACACACUGUCACCCUCCCCUCCCCCCAUGCACACACCAAUGGCAAAAUUGCCUAAUCUUAAAGGGGAACUGAGUUCCUUUAUCACCUGCAUUUUUCAAGUAUGCAUUUGUGAGAACAAAAAAACCCCCCAAAAAUAGAAUUAAAUGAAGUAAUUUACACCUCUCUCUCCUGGAGCUGAAUGCCUCCAUCUUAGCUCCCUGUCAAUCAUCUGCCCUUUGCACCUAUCGGUCAGCAUAGAAACAACAUACAGAAAAGAGAAGAAAUGAAACGUUUACAUUUCUCCUCACCAUUUGCCAAGUUUGCCAUAGUUUUGCCUUAUUGAAUUAUAAUGUCAUUUGUUAAAUCUAUAAAUUUAAAAGAAUAUGGAGCAUCUCAUAAAAACAAAAAAGAUGAACACAGUUCUAGCUAAUUGCUAAUGUUUUAUUAAGUGAUGUAAAUUCCAGAGAAGUGACAGAUUUUAAUAUGUGUCACCAGUCAAUUUGACCGUUGAAAGAUCAUUUUAUUUCUACUGAACACAAAGAUUUUUUUAAACAAAGUUAAAUGAUUUUAAUGAUUUCCCCCAAUAAUUCCAGAAUAAAGGAUUGACCCAUAUUAGGAAUGCCACUAUAGGUUGUAAUCAUUUCCAUGUGACAUAGAUUCACAACUACUAGAACUGUAAACCAGAGCGAUGAAAGCUCAGACAUUCCACUGUUGGAUUGCAAGCCAUCCCGAUCAGGCGGACUGCCGCUUCUUCUCUCUUUGCCUUCCUAAGGCCAGCUGCUGGGCGCACGCCCUAAUAAUCAUUAAUUGAGCCGUUUCAUUUAUUUCUGUAUAUGCUUUGAAGUUGUACUGCUUAGGGUUUAAGUCAUUGAAGUAACCUCCACAUCAUAUAACACGCCGGCCUAGUCCUCUUCAGACCCAUAGCUGGGCCACAAUUUAAGCCGAAUCUCUUGGAUCUUAAUAAUCGAUAUGGCUCUUAACGAGGUCUUUAUUUAUCUGUUCUAACAUAUCUCUGCUUUUACUUUCUUUUAGUGCCGUCAAAUGCAAUCUACAUCGAACCACGAUGGGAACAUGACCACAAAUCCAGGAAACAAACACAGAAAGGAUCGAGAAGGAACAAAGAUGUUAAUCAGACCCGUUCGCUGAUUUAAUUGUAUGGCGGUAAUAGCUGACUUAAAUUGUGUAAUUCC
Messenger RNA from Pelobates cultripes (western spadefoot toad), 22608 nucleotides. NCBI's taxonomy places the organism in Eukaryota, Metazoa, Chordata, Amphibia, Anura, Pelobatidae. The record is from the annotation of a GenBank genome assembly.